GUUUUACAUAAAUACAUACAGAUAAUAAUUUGUGUUUACAUAUUUUUUGAGAAUAACAAAGAGGAAAAUUCCAACUUCUAUUUAACUUUUUAUGUUCAUAUCUGAUCGCGUUUGUCGUACUAAUAUAUUGGUGGUUGGUGUUUUUUGCUAAUGGAGGAAAAUACUCAACUAGCAAUUCUUGAGAAGGUUUAGAAAAAGGACUGAAUCGAUUAUUUGAUUACUACCCAGAUUAUUUCUAAUUGGAAUAUUAUUUUGCGUUAAUGCUGGAAAUAAAAUGUCGGAACGACAGCCUCUAUUGCGAUCGGAAAGUAACGAUCUCGGAAGCAGCACCCUUCCAAGACCUGACGUACGCAAUUCCCCAGAAAAUGUGCUGGUUAACGUUCAGAGCGAAGUUGCUCAAGGAGAAAAUACGGACAGUUUAGUACAACCCGAUUACAAUCCUUCAAUGCACAGAAGUUUGGAGCACCCAACAUCAAAUUUGGAUACAAUGAUACAUUUAUUGAAAGGAAAUGUUGGUACUGGUAUUUUGGCAAUGCCAGAUGCAUUCAAAAAUGCAGGUUUAUAUAUGGGAUUGUUCGGUACCUUAAUAAUGGGAGCUGUAUGUACUCACUGCAUGCACAUGUUGGUGAGAUGUUCGCAUGAAUUAAGUCGCAGAAUACAACAACCUUCUUUGAGUUUUUCGGAGGUAGGCUAUUGGAGCUUUGAAACUGGUCCAUGUACAUUAAGACGUUAUGGAUAUGUCGCCAGAAAAAUGAUAACAACUUUCUUAUUUAUUACUCAAAUUGGAUUUUGCUGUGUUUACUUUCUUUUCGUCGCGUUGAACGUAAAAGAAGUUAUUGAUCACUAUUUUAUAAAGCUGGAUGUCCGAAUUUAUUUAAUGUUAGUCUUAAUACCUAUGGUACCACUAAAUUUAGUGAGGAAUCUCAAAUAUUUGACUCCUGUUUCGCUUUUUGCUGCAAUACUCACAGUAACUGGUUUGGCGAUAUCAUUUUUUUACAUGCUGCAAGAUUUGCCAAGUGCAGAUACUGUAAAACCUUUGGCUUCUUGGUCUACUUUGCCACUGUAUUUCGGCACGGCCAUAUAUGCUUUUGAAGGUAUUGGAGUUGUUUUACCAUUAGAAAAUAAUAUGAAGACGCCAGAAGAUUUUGGAGGUAUGACUGGAGUCCUAAAUACCAGCAUGGUAAUUGUUGCUACUUUGUAUACAGCUGUUGGAUUUUUUGGAUACUUGAAAUAUGGGGAUGGUGUUAAAGGCAGCAUUACAUUAAAUUUGCCCCAAGACGAAAUACUAUCUCAACUAGUACGAGUGGCAAUGGCCGUUGCAAUAUUUCUUUCGUACUCUCUGCAGUUUUACGUUCCUGUGAACGUAGUGGAGCCAAUUAUUCAAAAUCAAUUUGAUACCACACGAGCAAGAGAGCUGGCAAGUACAUCAACCAGAAUAGCAUUGGUAACUUUUACAUUUAUAUUAGCAGCAUGUAUUCCAAAUCUUGGUCCAAUAAUUUCUCUUGUUGGUGCAGUAAGCAGUUCCACUUUGGCCCUCAUUGCUCCUCCGGUUAUAGAAAUAAUCACAUUUUGGCCCGUCGGUUUCGGACGCUACAACUGGAUUAUGUGGAAAGAUAUAUUUAUUCUAAUAUUUGGAUUGUGUGGAUUUUUCUUCGGUACUUAUGCCAGCAUUGCGCAAAUAUUAAAUCCGAGUGCCGAUUGAAUAUAUUUAUUAAUAAAAAAAAUAAUGCAGUUUCAGCGUGAUUACCAAACCAAUAGUAGUAACUUUUUUAAUGUUUUUAACUUUUAUUUUGUUUGCGAUCAAUGUCUAUAUUUUUGAUUAAUUAUUUGAUGGAAUAAGAAAAACAGUUAUUAUGGCUCUAUUACAACAAUUUCGUAAAACAUUCCCAAUACUAUAGUCUUUAUUUGUGUCCCAAAGUAGCUAAAACCAUUUUACCAAAAUUCUACUAAGUAUAAUACAUAUGUUUGUGUUUUGUAACAGAGGCUGUGUCCAUGCAAAUGUAAUAUUUAAGUGAACAUAUUUACAUUUAGUUGAAAUUUUGUAUUAUACCCUGCAUCACACUGUAGUAAGGUUAUUAUGUCUUUGUGUAUUUUUUGCAAUAUGCAGAAGUAAACAGGAAGACUCAUAGUUCCUUUUGAUGGUAUCUGUGUCGAUUUAUGCAUGCCCGUCCGUCUGUCCUUGUAUUUUUGUAAACAAAUUUUAUGUUUUCAUCAUAUGCAUGAAUCAUAUGUUUUCACAAGGACGUACCCUAUUGAAGUCGGUGAUAAUCGGUCCUAAUUUAGAUAUAGCUCCAAUAUAUAUUUUCAUCCGAUGUGUGAUAUUAACCCAAAGACCGAAAAUGGCCUAGAUUGAAGUGCAUCAUUUUUUGGAAGAAAAUGCUACAGCUCCAAUGCAUACGUUUCAUCCGAUUUGAUAUUUCAGUCUCUUACAAUAUUCACUCCAUAACAUUGAUUUUCGGUAAAAAAAAAUCAAAACCAGCUAAGAAAUAUCGAGAUCGAAUCAGAUUUGGAUAUAGCAUCUUUACAUAUUUAUAUUGGAUGGAUAUUGAAACACACGAAGCAAUUUAGCCCAGAUGUAACUUUAUAAAAUUUGGCGAAAAUCGGUUUAGAUAUAGCUAGAGAUUCUAUAUAUGUGUUUAAUCCAAUACGAACGGAUUGUUGUCCCCUACAACCCUACUAUGAAGUUAAUAACAAUUAUUCAUUUUAAGAUAUCAGACGCCGCUCAAAAAUGGCUCUGCCAAAUUAAAAUUUACUCCGACCAAACCGUAAUAUGCACUUCUUAACAUUUUUGGCAUGCGAUAUUAGAUACAGCUUGCCAAAACUUGUCGAUAUCAACUCAGAUUUGGAUAUAGCUGCCACAUAUAUUUUUAUCCAAUUUUAUUAUUAUUAUUAUUAUAAUUUUUUUUUGUUCACAAAAGGGGUGGAUAUUGCACAUACGACCAAAUUUGGCUAAGAAAUGUGUCAAAUUUGAUGAAAACUGGUUGAGAUAUAGCCAUAGCUCCAAUAAAUAUGCUUCAAACGAUUUUCUUAAGGUCUUAUCAAUUUCAUAACAACGAUCAUAGUUCGCAUGAUUUGCUAUUUGCUCCCUAUAUAAAAGUUUAUAUAUUAAAUUAUCAUACAGUCGGUCGGUAAAUUUUGUAUUUUAUUUACUGGUUUUUAAUUCAAAUUAAAUUUCAGAUCCGAGUUUUAAAUAUCAUAGACUUAUUUAUAUACAUAUAGACAAAUAAUUCUUACAAUGCUUAUCUGCACACAUUUUUCGUGAUAAUUUCCCUCGGUUUAGAAAAAAGUGCUUUUCUAUAGAAUUGCAUAUAAAUGUGCAUUUCUCGAUUACAUCGAGUGGUUUGCUGUUAAAAUACAAGAAAUCUCUGUUUCUAAACAUAACGACUCUAUAAUAUCCUUGAUAUAUGUACCUGAUUUGUCAUUCUUUUCAUGUGUGUUUUAGAAAUGUUUAUAUUUUGCAUACAUUAACAAUUUUUCAUUUAUAAAAUUGUUUUAGUUUUAUUGGUUUCACACAUGGUAAAACACCAGCAACAUCGGUGAAAAUUACAACAAAGCAUCUUUUGUUGGUACUUUGUAUGUCAAAAUUGUAAGCAAGACAAAUUUACUUGACACAUUAAAAUUGACCCAAAUUGUAUUGCAUAAAUCAGAACAUUGAUUUUUGAAAUAUUAACAUUUUUUUGUUAAAUCGUAAACAUUUUAAUUUAGCAUAGAGAAUGUGUGCAUAGAGUAUACUGUUUUACCUGGCACCUUCAUUUAUGAACAAUCUCCAAAUCGUACAGAAAUGUGGGAAUGAAAUUGCUUCAGGUAUUACCGAUCAUGGAUAUAUUAAGAACAUUGCAAACUUAUUUUACACCUCAUCUUGCAAUUGACUUUUUGUUGUGAAUAUUGGUUUACACUUUAUGAGAAAAUUCUGGCCGCCCGGACAAAUUCAAUUUCAAUUUGGGCUAGUUACUCUCCAAAUGAGGCAUAUUUUAUGCAGUCACAAUACUGGCAAGCUACCCAAUGCGAAAGUACUUCACUGACAAUUCUGCUCCUCGUACAUAAACAUUAUAGGAAAGUCUUUGAAGAUUGUUGAACUCUAUCCGGAGAUUCGAAGAUUACUGUAUCUCUAGAAAUGUUUAGCAUGGUCCGUGUUCUGAUUUCAUAGCACAUAAAAAGUCAGACUUACAAAAAUUGUUUCUAUUUAAUUUCAGUUGUCUUAUUUAAAUUCUUAAAUUGGUCAAUAUUUUUUUAUGUGCAUAUGUGUGGCAUUUUCAAAUUCCAACACAUUGAUAAUCGUAGUGUACCGCAGUAGUGUAUCGGAAAAUCAAAAAUAACGUUCUGGUAGUACACCACAGAUGUACAUUUUAUGAUUUGUGAAAAAAUAUUAGGUGUUUUAUUUCUUGUAUAUAAAUGUAAGCAUAAAAAAUAAAACUCAAUAGUGUAAAUUGAAUGAAUAAUUUUACCUAUGCCUGCAUUUUAAAUAUAUUACAAAAUUUGAAAAAAAUUUGCGCAAAAUGUGGAAACAACAGAUUAGUUAAAAACAUUAUACAUCGUAUCAGGAUUUGUUCAAACUUCGAAUGAUCAUCACUACUUGUAUUACACGAGAAGUGGUAGAUGGUAGUAAAUUUGAUAUAUUUUGUAUUGGGAGUUUUGCUGAGGAUGUAGCGAGUAUUUGACUGUUCGUAAAGCCAUUCGUAUGAAUAUAUAGGAAUAGAAAAACUUUGUGUCAUGUGUGCGAUAACGCGUCAAAGUGUGACAACAUUUUAGAGUGAGUUGACUCAAUGUCAUUGAUCGCCAUUUCAAAAUCGACUUACGUUAUUCUUUCACUGUUUGUAAGAUAUUAGAUCCGUUGUCGGUUGUAAUAGUCAAACUGUUGCGUGCAUUAACCAUAUUUGUUAGGGACAUUCAAUGUAAGAGAUUUUGUAUAUUCAACGGUCUAAGUUGACUUCACCUAUUUCACUGCAAAAAAGGUCUUAAUAAACCGUUCAAAUCCAAAAGGAGGAGGAGGAGAACAGUAGUUAGAGUCAGUAAUGAUUUGUGUGUUUUCAACAACUUUAAUUAAAAUAGUCUUUCAUUCAGAAUUUUGAAUUCCAAAAAUGUUUUGAUAGUUCAUUGUACGAGCAACUUUGUUGCUCGUACAUUAUGUAUUAUGUCACUAAAAAAAUCUCGAAUAUGUGAACUAUCCAAGUAGACGUAGUUAGUCCGCUUAUAAUUGCAUGCAAGAACUAGGUUUACUGGGGUUUUAAUCAUUUUAUUACCGACAAAGAAAAUAUUUUAAAGCUUGCAGCAAAUAUAAAAGACAGCAAAAUGUGUGCUUUUUUAAAAUUGAAAAUUACAGUUUAGGCAAUUAACAGAGGAGGCAUGAUUGUUAGAAUAAUAUGAUUAAUAUGUCGAUUUUGCUCUUGCGUCGAAUUAAUCAUUUUAUUUUGAUCAGAUUUUAUUUUGUAUUUUUUGUUUAAUAUUUUCUAAUAUUUCAAUUGUCGUCGAUAGUCAUCUUUCGGGAUAUAAUAUUUAUCUUUAUAAUCCGUGUGGAUUGUUUGAUUAAUCCCUACUUUUUUAUUUUCGAAACUGGAGCGAAAAGUGUCAAAUUGAAUGUCAAUUUUGUUAGAUUUUUGCUCUUUAAAAUAAUUUUCCGCAGAAAAUAAAUUCGUGAUUGCUCUUAAUAAUAAUAAAUGACAACAUAACGGCAAUACAAUAAAGUAAAAUGCUUUUUUUGAGAAUUUCAACAGACUUGUUUCACCGUCGAUGUUAAAAUAAGUUAUUUUCUGUCUAUGCUUAAAAUAAAUGUGUGUAUAGUGGUCAGUAUUAGUCUUUUAAAUUAUACUCGUUUCCAGCUCAAACUUAAACUGUUAUCGUAAUUCAAUCUAGGAAAAAUAUGUCUUUUCUGGUUCAAACAAUUUUGAAAUAAGUUAAUCUUUGUUGCACAACCAAUUGUAUAGCUUUUGUAAUAUUAUACCUUUGACAAUAAAUGUAUAUUAUAAAGUAAAUCUAGGCAUAUAUUAAUUAAAUACACUAUAAUUAUAUACUAUCAUAAAUGUUACAAAAACUUUAUGUAUAAAUUUAUGUUAAACUGUUCAAAAUAAAAUUAUGACAAUAAACUCAAUAAGAUCAUGAGAUCUUUUCAAACUUUA
This is a messenger RNA of Musca domestica (house fly), 6113 nucleotides long. Its product is annotated as proton-coupled amino acid transporter-like protein pathetic. Gene Ontology annotation, molecular function: amino acid transmembrane transporter activity. The transcript is spliced from 7 exons. Bases 275 to 1702 code for a protein of 475 amino acids. Gene Ontology annotation, cellular component: vacuolar membrane. NCBI's taxonomy places the organism in Eukaryota, Metazoa, Arthropoda, Insecta, Diptera, Muscidae. Gene Ontology annotation, biological process: amino acid transmembrane transport. The record is from RefSeq and is a predicted model, not a curated record.